Messenger RNA from Globicephala melas (long-finned pilot whale), 408 nucleotides. It is a transcript of the gene SLIRP, whose product is annotated as SRA stem-loop interacting RNA binding protein. NCBI's taxonomy places the organism in Eukaryota, Metazoa, Chordata, Mammalia, Artiodactyla, Delphinidae. Gene Ontology annotation, molecular function: RNA binding. The record is from RefSeq and is a predicted model, not a curated record.
CUCAGGUCACUGGAGGUCUCUCAUUCUGAAGAUGGCGGCUUCGGCAGCGAGGAGAGCGGUCGCGCUGCGUACGAAUAUCCGCCGGCCGGUUGCGUUUGUCAGAAAAAUUCCAUGGACCGCGGCCUCGAGUGAACUGAGAGAACACUUUUCACAAUUUGGCCAUGUACGAAAGUGCACUGUUCCUUUUGACAAAGAGACUGGCUUUCACAGAGGUAUGGGUUGGAUUCAAUUUUCUUCAGAAGAAGAACUUCACAAUGCACUACAACAGGAAAAUCACGUUAUUGAUGGAGUAAAGCUCCAUGUUCAAGCUCAAAAACCCAAAGCUUUGCAAGGGGACCAAACAUCUGAUGAAGAGAGAGAUUUUUGAGAACAUCACUGCCUAUUAAAUAAAGUAAACAAAACUGGAAA